AUGAAGGCACAAGGAUUGAAGCGAACCUUAACCACCUAUGAAAAGAUCUUGAACCAACCGGAAGAUCAGUUUUUGUACUUGAUGUGGCAGCGUCAUCAAUCCAAACCAUCAACCAGCAUACUAAUUGGAAUUCUCAAAGUUGGCAAGAAGCACCUCUACUUGACAGACGAAGAUCAAAGGAAAUUUGAGGAGGAGCCACUGUGUAUUUUGGACUUCUAUGUGCAUGAUUCUGUUCAAAGGCGAGGGAAUGGACAUUAUCUGUUUGAGUACAUGCUUAGGCAAGAAUCGACAUCACCCAACGCAAUAGCUAUCGAUCGACCGUCUGAUGCAUUUUUACAAUUUUUGUCGAAAUAUUACGGACUAUCAAAGCCUGUGUGGCAGGCGACGAACUUUGUGGUGUUCCCAGAGUUUUUUGAAGGCAGAAAACCAGUCAAUGGUUACGAUAAGAGCGGACAUAGUGCAGCACGAAGUGAAAAAUUUGGAGGUAGAAGGACAAAUACCGAACGUACCAGUACGGUAACAGACAACGCCGUUGAUAGCGUAGCAGGUCUACUGCAUGGCGACACGACUCCGGAACUUCGACGAAUUGCCGCUCCGGACACCCCACUAGAUCGAAAGAAUAGGAGAGACUUUGGACAUCAGAGCAUUUGGUAG
This is a messenger RNA of Strongylus vulgaris, 654 nucleotides long. Lineage: Eukaryota; Metazoa; Nematoda; Chromadorea; Rhabditida; Strongylidae. The record is from the annotation of a GenBank genome assembly.